CUUUGCUUUGAGGAGACGAAGACAAACAUCUGACUCAGGGAGUGCCAGACACGCAGAUAUGUGGGCCAUACAACAAGAGUGUAUGUUUUUUCUCCUGCCUGGUCCAGUAUAGCAUCACCACACAUCAACAAACCCCUGUGCUUGCCAACAUCCUCCCCCUGCUGCUGCACUAAUGAGCGUCUCAUCCCCUCUCACCGGCUCUCUGCCCCUCAAGAAGAGAACACAAAGGCAGGGUUCUCCCUCCGGCUAUCCACUCUCACCUGGGCAGCAGCAGCAGCAGUCCAGUUCUCCGCCUCCUCCUCCUCAGCCGGAGCACAAGUUCAAGGUUCCGGCUCCCUACAGGAACCCGAGUCGGGUCUCGGGCGUGAGGGACCGAGAGCGGGCAAGGCCGGACAGAUCGCUGAGCUCGCUGGUCACACCGACGCCUCUCUACUACCAAUUUUGGGACAAAUCAUACCUGGCCGUCCCCAGGAACCACUCCUCCGUCUCGUCCUUGGCGAGCAGUGGGCACUCUUCAGCCAUGUGGAGGGAGCGGUAUCCUGGCAACAGCCACUCAGGGGAAUGGAUGCAUGGGAGGCACAUCCAGGAAGAACUGCCCACUCCGCCUGGCGCCUCGCUUCACUUAAACUACCUCAGCAGACACCCAAGCACUGCACCCAAUAUGCAGUAUGCCUACAGAGACUCACUGCUGCUCGGCGGUCAUAGGCGACCAAAGGUCAACGAGGCUGAGUCUAUGGCGUUUCACACACACAGAGGCCUAGGCAGUGCAUCCCCAUACGAGUCCAGUGGAGUUCCUAGCUGGGACCGCUGGCUGGUGCCGCCCGUGAGGACUAAUCAUUUGCUGCAUGGGCCGGCCAGGGUCAGCUGCCACGACAGCAUCAGGAGAAGGAGGGAGAGGGAGAGGUACCUGGGGGAGGAGGAGUACUCCAAGGCCACGGUCGCCCGACGGACAGCGUCACCUGUGGAUGGAAAAGCACCACACGCCACCACAUCUGCAGGGCUGCUGUACGUGUCGGACUCAAGCCGAGCGGCGAAAGAAUAUCUGUCGUCGCAUGCUGCAGGCUUUCUCUCAGGGAAGUCAAAACGGAGACAGGAGACACCAAAGAACUCAGAAGAGCUCCCUCUGUUGGUGGGAAGUGGUAGCGCAGCAGAAGCAGAGCAGCAAAGUCAAUCCAGAAAACACCGAACUGAGGCCAAAUCCCUGUCCCCCUCCACCCCCAGUGCCUCGGUCCUCAGUCUCUGCUCUUUGCAGCACUUUGCUGUGGGCUCACUGAUCGAGCUGAGUGGGGGGCGGUGCAAGAGGGUGGAGGACCUGCAGACGGAGGACUUCCUGCUCAGCGCAGACACUUGCCCGGAGGUCCGCCUGCGCAGCUGUACCGUCAGGCACAUUGCCCCCUCCCCAAGCAGCCCCGACCUCGCACAAGUGGUCAUACUGCUGGACGACCAACAUACUCAGGAUUGUCUGGAGGUCUACGUGGGCUUUCCGUUCUUCGUCUGUGGGCGGGGCUGGGCGUCGUGCUGCCCGCAGAUGACCACUCGUCUGUGCGGCCUGGGCUGCCACCAGCUGGGUGUGGGGGACGUGUGCCUGGCGCUCAGCCCGAUUCCAGGCACCCGACUCCAGGCACCAGCCAAGGGCACCUCCUCAGGCCCCCAGGAGCUCCAGGAGCAGAGAGAGGGAGAGGGUGAGAAGAAGGAGAUGUCCUCUCAGGGUAUGGCAGAAGCGGCGGAGAAGGAACGUACCGGAAGAAAGCGGCACAGCUCUGCCCCAGAGUUAUGCACCAUGGACUGGUCAGAGCACCUCAAAAAGAGAUGAUGUAUUGCACCUAAUAAUUUCCCUCACACACCACUUCUACUCAUCAAUCUCUCUCUCUCUCUCUCUCUCUCUCUCUCUCUCAUUCUCUCUCUCCCUCUUUCCAUUGUACAUGACUGUACAUCGGAACAUCAGUCCUAACCAGCCCGUUCCUGUUUUGUGGGCAUGCUGUAAUUCCACUCAGGUUCCCUCCCUUACCACCUCACAUGCCUCUCCCUGUAUGACUGCCUCACCUCAGUCCUCCAGUGUCUGUCCCUCUGUGGCCAGUCCAGUGGACACGUGCACACCGCAACCUCUCUCAGGGGACAUUUUUAACCACCAUUACCCAGGAACGUCAUCAGUCAGGUCAAAUUUAACAACUGAUUAAAAAAAACAUCAUCCAUGGUCUAGAACUUGUGAUGUCUAUCUGAUCCUUCUGAGGCAGUUUUGUUUGUGAGUGAGACAUUAGACGUCAGCCUCGUGAUCAGAGCUGACUAAAAAUGGUGUCCAUAAAGGAGUCAUGAUACACCGGUGUUGAUUAUAACUAACUGAAAUAUUGAUCAUAUGUUUAUAAUACACAUAUGAUAAUACCAGCUCCAACACAAUCAUAGCGGGUAGUCUCCGCACACUGUUUGCCAGUGGAGUGUAAUUCAUUUGCCAAAAAAGAGACAGAACACACAGCAAAAUUUUAAGAUGAAUUUGAUUGAUAGCAUUACUAUUAUUAUUUGUAAGAUCUGUAGAUAUUGCCAUGGUAUUGUUACCAUGAAUUCUUUUGGCCAUAAUAAUUGCACAGUGGAAAUCUAAUAUCAAGACAGCCCUGCCCAGCUCAACUGUGACAACUUUGAUGAGGCAUGACAGACUUGAGAAUUUCAGUGUCACUUUGUCUUUAAAUAACUGUUGCUUUUUUGUAAUGUUUUGACUAGUUAUUGUAUAAAUAAAUGCUGUGUGAUUUUUAAGACUAUAUUAUUAUUAUGAGACAUAAGUUAUAACCUACAAGUUUGAGUGUGUGUAGGUUAAUGACUUGCAGUGUAGAUACAGAUGAACAGCCUGAUGAAUUCUGGUUCAGAUGUAGCUAUGCAUAGAAUGUUCAGAGGUUGAUCAGAAUAAGCAUAAACCAGAUUUAACACCGUAAUUUCCCAACUAUUAGCCGAGG
Molecule: messenger RNA, 2942 nt
Organism: Alosa sapidissima (American shad)
Lineage: Eukaryota; Metazoa; Chordata; Actinopteri; Clupeiformes; Clupeidae
Exons: 3
Coding region: 173-1813 (546 amino acids)
Biological process (GO): negative regulation of transcription by RNA polymerase II; nervous system development
Cellular component (GO): nucleus
Molecular function (GO): RNA binding; protein binding
Source: RefSeq, a predicted model, not a curated record